AAAAAAUUAAAAAAAAAAUGGGCUGCGGAAACUCUAAUAUCGUCAAUGAUGGAAUCAACGUCAAAAAUCCUCUAAUUUCACCUUAUAAACUAGUUAAUGUUCCUUUAAAAAACCGUAUAGUAAUGGCUGCUAUGACUCGUUGUCGUGCUAACCCUGCAGAUGGUAUUGCUAGUGAUCUAAUAGCGAAAUAUUAUUCCUAAAGGGCAUCUUUUGGUUUAAUAUUUACUGAAUGUUCUGCAAUAUCACCCUUAUCUAAUGCUUUUCCUGGUUGCGCUUGCAUAUAUAAUUAAUCUCAUAUGGAAGGUUGGAAGAAAGUCGUUAAAGCUGUUCACGAGAAAAAUGGUAAAAUUUACAUAUAAAUUUUCCAUAGUGGCAGAUCCACAAUGAAAGAGCAAUUAAACGGAGAAUCUCCCAUAGGACCAUCACCUAUAGCAAUAAAUGAAAACCAUCCAUAUUUCAAAACUCCAUAUCCAGUACCUAAAGAAAUGACUGUCGAAGAUAUCCAAUAAGUCAGAAAAGAAUUCCAAAAUGCAUUUAAAUUGGCUAAACAAGCCGGUUUUGAUGGCGUCUAAAUACACGCGGCUAAUGGAUAUCUUUUAGAUGAAUUCUUGAGAGAUGGUUCAAACAAUAGAAGUGAUUAAUAUGGAGGCAGUAUAGAAAAUAGAUGCCGUUUUGUACUGGAAGUAUUAGAUGAUGCAAUUAAAAUUUUAGGAAAAGAUAAUGUAGGUAUCAGAUUUUCACCUACAGGUAGAUAUAAUGAUAUGUAUGAUAGUAAUCCACUUAAAUUAAUGGAAUAUAUGCUCACUUAAUGUAGUAAUAGAAAAAUUGGACAUAUAGAAUUAAAAAGACAUGCUCCUUCAGAAAAAACUUCGGAAGGAAAAGAACUUCCAGAAAAAUAAAUUCCUGAUUUUUUUAGAACACUAAAGCCUUUUAUUAAAAAUACAACUUAUAUUUUAAAUGAAUCGAUUUCUUUAGAGGAAGCCAAACAAUUAAUAAUGGAUAAUGUUGGAGAUUUGGUGUCAUUUGCAAGAUAUGCAAUUAAUAAUCCGGAUUUACCGGCCCGAAUUGAAAAUAAUUGGGAAAUUAAUUAAAAUUAUGACUAUAGUACUUUCUUUACAGGAGGAGAAAAAGGAUAUACUGAUUGGGAAACUCAUUAAACUUAGUGAUUGUUUGUUUUUUAUAUUUAUUUAUUCAAUUUUUUAUUUAGUUUUUUAUAUAAAAAAAAUAUAUUUUUCUUUUUU
Molecule: messenger RNA, 1241 nt
Organism: Ichthyophthirius multifiliis
Lineage: Eukaryota; Ciliophora; Oligohymenophorea; Hymenostomatida
Exons: 1
Molecular function (GO): FMN binding; oxidoreductase activity
Source: RefSeq, a predicted model, not a curated record